Marchantia polymorpha subsp. ruderalis is the source of this 2545-nucleotide messenger RNA. The record is from the annotation of a GenBank genome assembly. NCBI's taxonomy places the organism in Eukaryota, Viridiplantae, Streptophyta, Marchantiopsida, Marchantiales, Marchantiaceae.
GCGCUGAUUUUGUUGGGGCCGAGAAAGACCUACAAGGGUUGAGAGCAGCCGGGUCAGAUACCUCCGCUCUCCUUCCUGGUGGCAUCCCAGUGAUCCCACCCCAGCAAGUCUUCAUCUCCUAUUCUUCGGUGCGUGUUGGUGUCUAGUUGCUCCUUUUACUCUCUGUUUCUCGAGUCGCGCCUGGUCAAACGGAGAAUGGCUCUGCGCUGUGACUGGCUUUUCCUCUCAUCAACGCGUUGCAGCACGGGCUUCUGGACGACACUGCAGCGCUCUCGAUAAGAGACGGAGGCCGGGAAGGAGAGGAUAGGGAUCCAAGUGUUGCGUUUUGCUUCCCUCUUGCGUUUCGUUUCUGUGUGAUGCCUUUCGUGCGCACUAGAAAUUUGGAUCACAUCUGGUUCCGACCGUCCUGAGUGCAAUUGUAGUCCGUCUCUGUUGCCGAGAGCGAGGAUCAGACGAUAGAAGACGGGGCAGUGUAGUAACAUCUCGGGCUCGUCUUGGUUGGCAGUUCUUCGUCUGCAGUUGCCGCAUCUCCAAACCUGCCGACAAUCAGCCUGAUUGUUUCAAGUUCUGCGCCACGUUCUCAAACUGCGUGUUUUAGUUUUCUCUACAGUCUUCUGUGCCGAAAAUUCUGGUCCCUGAACUGGACUUGUGUAGGUGCUUGCGUUCUCCAAAAUUUGGAUUGUGUGCGUCCAGCUUGACUCCUUGAGACUUUCCGGGUUGUAGAACCAGGCUUGUCAACGGUGGAGUGAUCUGCCAAAAUGAACGAUCUUCUGCAGAAAACGUACUCUGGUGGGCGAGGGUACUUGAACAUGCGGGAUGUGGAAAAGUUGGGAGGCGAGAUGGAAAUGCAAGGCAUUGAUCCGGAGAAGAAUCUGGCUAGCUUCUUCGAUGAAGUGAAUGUCAUCAAGACUGAUAUGGAAAGAAUCAAAUCGCUUUUGGCCAAACUUCAAGAUUCAAACGAAGAAAGCAAGACCAUACACAAGGUGCAAGCUAUGAAAGCUCUCAGGGAUCGCAUGGACAAGGACUUGGCGGAGGUCAGUAAAGUAGCCAGAUCUGUUAAGCAGAAGUUGGAAGAGCUGGACAAAGCCAAUGCUGCUAGUCGACGGACGAAAGGAUGUGAGGAGGGCACACCUACUGAUCGAACGAGAUCUUCGAUAACCAAUAGUCUCACGAAGAAGCUGAAGGAUCUUAUGGAGUCCUUCGGCACGCUCCGUUCAAAGAUUAUGGUAGAGUACAGGGAAACUAUAGAGCGUCGCUAUUACACUGUCACCGGUCAGAAGCCAGACGAGGAAACUCUUGAGCAGAUUAUCGAUACGGGUGAGAGUGAAAAUUUCUUGCAGAAGGCAAUUCAGGAGCAGGGUCGGGGUCAGAUUAUUGAAACUAUUAAGGAAAUUCAAGAAAGACACGACGGAGUCAAGGAGAUUGAGAAGAGUCUUCUAGAGCUGCACCAAAUUUUCUUGGACUUGGCUGUCCUUGUUGAAUCGCAAGGGACGGUGCUAGACAACAUUGAGUCACAGGUAAAUAGAGCACACUCAUAUGUCGAGAAGGCUGGUGCACAUCUUACCGUUGCUAAGAAGCAUCAAAGGAACACCCGCAAGUGGACGUGUAUAGCUAUCAUCAUCGUUUUGAUUAUCAUUUUGGUUAUUGUUGUUCCCAUAGCUACGAGUUUGAAGAAGUAGACUGUGUUCAUGUAUUUUUUUGAAAGUACGGCCGGCUCGUGUAGGCCCCAAGCUCUGAGCUAGAUAGUGAAGAUAAAGUGACCUCCUCUAGAUCACCUCGAUCGAAUAGUUAGUGAUGGAGUUGUCCGGUUUGGUGGAUGCCGUCGAGACUUGGAGGCUACAUGAUGAGCGACGGAUCGGUUUUAGAGCUGUCUGAUUAGAGAACCUAAUCAGUGACUACACAACAGCAAGCCAACGAACGUCUCCUUAGCUGCCAGGCUUUACAUCGUGCUUUAGUUUUUGGAAGGAACUUAUUUUUGUUAUAGUAGCUUAAAUAUUCUCGUUGUAAUUACAACCAAGUGUUUUCAGUAAAUUUGCUACGAAUGACACCUAUUUACAGUUGAUGGACAUGCUGCUGUCGUCGACAAGCGAUAUCCUUCAUUCCGUCUGGAUGUGUCUGACGCUCGUAGCCACAGUAUUCUGGAGCAAUUUAUCCUCAGAGCAACACCAAAGGUCUGGGAAGUAGACACUUCGAGAGUACCAGAGUCUGAUGUCCCUCUGAUUCUUCCCUCAUACUUAAUUGUAAUAUAUAGGUGUUUGUAAUGUAUAUUUAGAACGUACAGCCCGUAUAUUGUUCUUCACGCUGUAGGUAUGGCAGUACCCUUGUGACUGUUCACUUCUUGACAAUCUUGAAGAUCUCAUGGGAUGAUGUCGGGAACUAAGUCCUGGUGAAAGCACUCUUAUUUCUUACCUUGUGAGUGUAAGCACUGGGGUAGCGAUAAUGCUACUGUCAGUAGGACAUACUGAUAGAAAGGGCCGAGGUGCUCGAUAUCUGUAAAGUCUCUUGGUGGAAUAUCUGGUAAAGCUUGACCAACAGCUUUGAGUCU